This is a messenger RNA of Lacerta agilis (Sand lizard), 1405 nucleotides long. It is a transcript of the gene LIN28B, whose product is annotated as lin-28 homolog B. Gene Ontology annotation, molecular function: nucleic acid binding; zinc ion binding. Lineage: Eukaryota; Metazoa; Chordata; Lepidosauria; Squamata; Lacertidae. The coding region runs from base 141 to 941 and encodes 266 amino acids. The record is from RefSeq and is a predicted model, not a curated record. The transcript has 5 exons.
AGCAAAACAAAUGCACCUUCGUAACUAUCCUACCCUUUGUGGCUUUUAUAGGGGAAGUGAGGGUGAAAGGCAUGUCGAUGCUUGAUCAUUUGUGUAAAUCGGGGUCCUCACUAGGAUUGUAAAAUGUGCCUCAGAAGACUAUGAAAUCAUUCUGGGAAGCCUCUUCAAGUCCAGCGGGGGCGCGUAAAGGUGGAGAUGAGCCCGGGAAAUUGCCGGAACAAGAAGAAGAGGAGGAGGAGGAGGAAGAAGAAGAAGAAUCCCAGGUUUUGCACGGAACAGGCCACUGCAAGUGGUUUAAUGUGCGAAUGGGGUUCGGAUUUAUUUCCAUGCUCAACCGCGAGGGAAGCCCCUUGGAGACUCCGGUUGAUGUCUUUGUACACCAAAGCAAGCUUUACAUGGAAGGAUUUAGAAGCCUAAAAGAAGGAGAACCAGUGGAAUUUACUUUUAAGAAAUCUUCCAAAGGACUUGAAUCAAUACGGGUAACAGGUCCAGGUGGGAUUCCCUGUUUAGGAAGUGAGAGACGACCCAAAGGAAAAACAGUACAGAAAAGAAAACCAAAGGGAGAUAGAUGCUACAAUUGUGGUGGCCUCGAUCAUCAUGCUAAGGAAUGUACACUACCUCCACAGCCAAAGAAGUGCCAUUACUGUCAGAGUAUCAUGCACAUGGUGGCGAACUGCCCACACAAAACUGUUCUGCAGCAGCCCACUAGUUAUCAGGGAAGAUACGAAGCAGAUCCCCAGCCCUCCACUUCAGCAUUCCUGAAAGAAGGGGCAGGGGCUUAUGGCUACACAUCUCCAUCCUAUUCUCAGGAGGGAAGAGCAGAUGUCUUAGAACGCUCAGGCAGGUCACCGCAAGAAGCUGGAGCAUCGAGUAAAUUAUCUCCAUCGCCUGAAGAACAGAGCCGGAAGGGGCCCUCUGUUCAAAAAAGGAAAAAGACUUAGAGCUUUUGUCUUUCAUCUCCUUUACCCUCUUGGGAUGUCUACCUCAUUCAAGCACAAGGAGAAUAAUUCCACAUAUCAUGCAACCAACUUCAACUUUUAACUACUGUUGAGAAAACUUCUGGAAACAACCAGACCAGUCACUCCAAGCAGACUUCAUUUGAACUGAGUUUCCUCGAUAUUAUUCAGCUGCUUCAGACGCCACAAGAAACCAUGGCUUACUGUGAUGAGGACAGGCUGCAGCAAGCCUUAGGAUCACACGCUUCCCACAAUUCCCUGCUACCUCUCUCCUUGUCCAGCACAGCUGCAAGGAGCUGGGAAGCUUCUGUUUUUCUUCUUGAUUAUUGCAGCUUGAUGUUUUGUCCAAACUGACAAACUGGGUUAAUCUUAACUGGCUUGUUUGAAAUGAAACAAAUUCAGAUUGAGGGUUAUGAGCUGCUAAUUUCAGUAAACCUUAGUUAAGAUUA